This is a messenger RNA of Salvia splendens (bonfire salvia), 2490 nucleotides long. RefSeq names its product subtilisin-like protease. Gene Ontology annotation, biological process: proteolysis. The coding region runs from base 25 to 2205 and encodes 726 amino acids. The transcript has a single exon. NCBI's taxonomy places the organism in Eukaryota, Viridiplantae, Streptophyta, Magnoliopsida, Lamiales, Lamiaceae. Gene Ontology annotation, molecular function: serine-type endopeptidase activity. The record is from RefSeq and is a predicted model, not a curated record.
UCGUCUUGAAACAUUAGAUUGAAAAUGGCCUCCUCAUUCACCAAAAUCAAUCAAAUUUUGUUGAUUUCACUCCUUUUUCACUCAACAAUUAUCCAUGCAACUGAAGAGAUGGAUAAUUUAGAGACAUACAUCGUCCACGUAGAUCCGUCUGACACUAGUCUGGAGGAACUAGAGAGUUGGUACCGUUCAUUUCUUGGCAACUCGAACUCCUCAAGAAUAGUACAUGCGUACAAACACGUGAUCAAAGGCUUUGCGGCGAGGCUAUCGCCUGAUGAAGUGGCAAUCAUCCAAAAAUACGAUGGAUUCUUGCACGCUAGGCCUGAAAGGCAGCUCUCCCUGCACACCACCCACACUCCCAACUUCCUCGGACUGCACCGCGAGUCCGGCCUCUGGAAGGACUCCAACUACGGCGAAGGCGUCAUCAUCGGUGUCCUUGACAGCGGGAUUUCCCCUGACCACCCGUCGUUCAGCGACGAGGGCAUGCCGCCCCCACCAGCUAAAUGGAAGGGCAAGUGCGAGUUUAACACCAGCGCCUGCAACAACAAGCUCAUCGGCGCCAGGUACUUCGUGGUUGGACAGGGGACUCCGCUCGACAUGAACGGACACGGAACUCAUGUCGCAAGCACCGCCGCUGGGAGUUUCGUCGCCGGCGCCAACUCCUAUGGGCAGGCUAAUGGCACUGCUGUGGGAAUAGCCCCGCGGGCUCACAUAGCUGUCUACAAAGUGUGCACCCCUGGGGGUGAUUGCUCUGAGAGCGACACCCUAGCGGCUAUGGACGUCGCUAUUGAAGAUGGCGUCGAUGUGCUUUCUCUCUCUAUAGGAUUUUUCUCGGUUAGGUUCACUUUUGAUCCCGUUGCUCUCGGCGCUUACAGCGCUGUGAAGAAGGGCAUCUUCGUGAGCGCUGCUGCCAAUAACAAAGGACCUUCAUACGGCACGGUGACAAACGAGGCGCCUUGGAUUCUAACAGUCGGAGCAAGUACCACUGACAGAAAAUUACGAGUUGUUGCAUUUCUUGGGAAUAAAGAGGAGAUAGACGGCGAGGCCAUUAUUCAGCCAAACAAUUUUUCGCAGACGCCGUUACCAUUGAUCUAUACCGGAUCUUGCAUUUCUGAGACAUUAAAAGAAAUCAAUGCUCGAGGAAAAAUCGUUGCGUGUGAUUUUAGAAUUAGCGAGGCAUCAGCUUUUUCAUUGGAAGAAGUUCAGGCAGCCGGACUAAUUAUCAUGAAUGACGAAACCGAGGGAGACACCAAAAGGCUCAGCGCUAUCGCUUUUCCGACGGCACUUGUAGGUUAUAGCGAAGGUUUGCGGAUCAAAGCCUACAUAAACUCCACAUCGGACCCCACCGCUGCGAUGUCGUUCAAAGGAACCGUGAUCGGAGACGAUCGCGCUCCCAUCGUCGCUUCUUUCUCCUCCAGAGGGCCGAGCCUGCAAAGCUGGGGAACCCUAAAACCGGACAUUCUCGGCCCAGGAGUGAACAUCCUCGCAGCCUCGCACGUUCCCAUCGAAGGAAACACAAACAGCUUCGCCUUCAUGCCAGGAACUUCGAUGGCGUGCCCUCAUCUCAGCGGGGUCGCUGCGCUGCUCAAAAGCGUGCACCCUGACUGGUCGCCGGCUGCAAUCAAGUCCGCGAUCAUGACUACCGCUGACAUCGUGAACCUCGCGGGGGGUCCGAUAGAGGACCAGACGUUGAAGCCAGCCGACGUGUAUGCCACCGGUGCGGGGCAUGUGAAUCCCUCCAGGGCUACUGAUCCAGGGCUCGUCUAUGACCUUGAGGCCUCAGAUUACAUCCCUUAUCUGUGUGGACUAAUGUACACAGAUAAGGAAAUCGGGAUCAUCACGCAAGAAAGGGUGAACUGCUCUCAGGUAUCAAGUAUACUUGAGACACAACUUAACUAUCCUUCCUUUUCAGUUGUAUUUGGGUUGGAUGUCCAAACGUACACGAGAACAGUGACAAACAUCGGUGAGGUGAAUUCGUCAUACGUUGUGAAGGUGUCUGCGCCUCGUGGUGUUGGUAUUUCUGUUGAACCGGAGAGACUUGACUUCAGUGAGCUGGGACAGAAGCUGACCUACCAAGUAACCUUCACCAGAGAUCUGAAUGGAGACAAGUUUAAUUUUACCCAAGGGUUUCUUGUGUGGAGUUCGACUAUGUACCAGGUCAGAAGUCCGAUUGUGGCAGUGAUGCAGGACUGGAAUUUUCGAGUUUGAGUUUAUUCAUGAAUUAGGGUUUGUGUUAUUUUAGGGUUUGUGUUGUGUGUGCAUUCCUAUGAUAAAUAAAGAAUUAAGAGUUUUUGUAUGCUAGCCUCUGUGUGUGUAUUCCUAUAAUAAACAAAGAAUUAAGAGUUGUUGUAUUUGGGUGUUUGUGUGUCUAUUUCUAUCAUAAGUAAAGUAUUAAGAGCUGUUGUAUUUUAGGGCUGCGUCACUGUGGUUUGUGGUCUGUGUGUAUUCCUAUGAAUCUAUGAUGAAUAAAAGAGCUCAUAUGCAUUAGUACAA